Messenger RNA from Durusdinium trenchii, 771 nucleotides. NCBI's taxonomy places the organism in Eukaryota, Dinophyceae, Suessiales, Symbiodiniaceae. The record is from the annotation of a GenBank genome assembly.
UGUGUGAUUGCGACUGCGCUCACAAUUCCGAUUCAACAACGCCAUGGCCUUCGUAUGGCGACGGCGCUGAACCAGUUGAGUUUGGAAUAUUCAUGUGCUGAGCUGUUGCAGGCUACCAACAACUUCAGCGAGAACAAUCGCUUAGGUUAUGGGACUUUUGGCGGUGUGUUUCGUGGCGUCCAGCGAGAUGGCACAGAGAUUGCCGUUAAGGUUCUGGAGGGACCGGAAGAAGCUGGCUUUGAGGCCAUCGCUCGUUGGGUGGCGAGGCCCAAAAGGGUGGCCGCUCGAUGGGUCAUGCGGCCGCGGUUUUAGGCGGCCAGGCCGCUUUGCCUCAUAUUUGGUUGAAGGGCAAUGCUGUUGUUGCAAGAGGCCUUCUAUCCCAGCCCAAGGACACUAAGAGGAUACUCAGAGGCAGUUUCAGGAGUUGGGUCUUGGCCACCUUGAUCUUGACUUGAUGGGCAAGAACUCCAGAAACUCACCCAGAUCCAGGAAGCAUCCAGGAGGUCUUGUCCUUAGCCACUUCCAACAAGAACCCCUACACGUGUAGGCACAACCGGCAGGCGCCUUGCCGUGAGGAAGAGGUUCGCGUGCUGAGCAAGUUUCGGCAUCCGAAUCUGGUCAUUUUAAUGGGCUUCGCAAAGAACGGGCCUUGAUCUCAGCUGUUCAUCGAUCUGACAGGAAAACACAUGCUUUUUUUCGAACGCCUGUGUUAGAGUGGUUAUUCUUUUUCCAAAGUGGCCAGAGGUAUGCGUAAGAGGCAUGUCGUUUUAA